Messenger RNA from Centruroides sculpturatus (bark scorpion), 1635 nucleotides. RefSeq names its product piggyBac transposable element-derived protein 4-like. The transcript has a single exon. The record is from RefSeq and is a predicted model, not a curated record. Bases 1 to 1635 code for a protein of 544 amino acids. NCBI's taxonomy places the organism in Eukaryota, Metazoa, Arthropoda, Arachnida, Scorpiones, Buthidae.
AUGUCAGAUUCAGAUUUUGAAUACGAAGAACUGUCUGAAAGUGACUCAGACAUCAGCGUUAUUAGCCAAGAUAUGUCGUCAAACAACAGCGACGAUGGAGACGGCUUCUCUGCCAGAAACUGGGUAGAUUUAGAUUUGGAAAGUCCUUCUCCACCUCCUUUGCGAUUUACUUUUUGGGGAAAUCCAGGAUGUAAAUUUACUAUUACGGACGUUUGUGACCCGUUGGCAUAUUUUUUGCUAUUCUUUGACUUGCAACUAAUUAACCUUAUUGUAACUGAAACAAAUAAGUUUGCGAUGCAACAGGCACGGUCAUCUAGGGAUCAGUGGGAGCCAGUAACAGUCGGAGAAAUAUACUUAUUUCUAGCGAUUUGUAUAUUACAAGGACUGUUAUACAAACCAUCUGUGAAAAUGUACUGGUCCAGGAAUGAUCUUAUAAACACCCCAAUUUUUGGUAAACUAAUGACUAAAAGUAGAUACAUGGAUAUAAAAAAAAAUUUGCAUUUUGCAGACAGUACCACUUAUAAUCCUGAAACGCAUGAAAAUCCAAAACUUUGGAAAAUUUGGCCAGUAGUAAAAAAUCUUAAUUUAAAAUUCUCCAGUUUUUAUACCCCCGAACAAAACGUCAGCGUUGACGAAAGCCUUCUAUUGUUCAAAGGCCGUCUUUCCUGGAAGCAGUACAUUCCUCUGAAAAGGUCUCGUUACGGUGUCAAAUUUUUUAUGUUAUGCGAAUCGAAAUCCGGAUAUCUGUGCAAAUUUAUUAUUUACACUGGAAAAGGCACUUGCCUAAACCAAAAGUACGCAAAUUUGUUAUUUACCUUUCAAGUUGUAUUAACAUUAAUGGACCCGUUGUUAGACAAGGGAUACUGUCUAACUACGGAUAAUUAUUAUACUUCCCCACAUUUAGCAGAUUAUCUUAUAACGGUCAAAACUGAUUGUUGUGGAACAUUACGCACAACACGGAAAGAUGUUCCAAAGAUAUUACAUCAAAAGAAAUUUAAAAAAGGAGAGACUGUGGCAAUGCAGAGAGGUAAAGUGAUGAUCCAAAAAUGGCACGACAGAAGAACAGUCACUUUCCUCUCUACAUUCCACAGUCCAAGAAUGGUGAGUAAUGAAACACGUACUGGUAAAACUGUAAUGAAGCCACAAGUUGUUGUUGACUAUAACAACACUAUGGGAGGUGUUGACCUUUUAGAUCAGCAUCUCCAUGAUUAUACUGUGGCGAGAAAAAGAGGGAAGAAAUACUACAAAAAAAUAUUCUUUCAAUUGUUAGAUAUUUCUUUAUAUAAUUCAUAUGUUUUGUACACAAAAAAUGGUGGAGAAAAGACACAUCUGUCAUUUAGAAUGACCAUCAUUGAACGCAUUAUAACAAUGUAUCACACCGAAACGAGGCCCAGCAAACAUGGUCAGACGAGAAUUCCGAGUCCGCUUAGACUUACGGAAAAACAUUUCCCGGACUUUAUUCCGCCGACCGACAAAAAAGUUGCUCCAACCAGAUACUGUGUCGUUUGUUGCAGUAAACGUGAUGACAAAGAAAAAAAAAUUCGACGGGAAACAACGUACCAGUGCGAAUCUUGUAAGGUGGCCUUGUGUCCGGCGCCUUGUUUCAAAAUCUAUCAUACCAAAAUAAAUUUCUAA